Molecule: messenger RNA, 3808 nt
Organism: Prorocentrum cordatum
Lineage: Eukaryota; Dinophyceae; Prorocentrales; Prorocentraceae
Source: the annotation of a GenBank genome assembly
GCACCCAGGGCGUCUGGCCACGCAGCUCCUCCAGCUCAUGGAGGACACCGUGGGCAGGGACGGGGAGGCGAGGAGCUGGGACAAGGACGACGCGCCGGCGAGCGCCAAGAGCUACUUCAUCCACGUGCUGCGCCCCACGACGGAGAAGACCAGCUCUUUACGCAACGUCCGGGAGAUGCACACCCUGGCUGUCAUCCUGGACCACCUCGCCCUGGGCCGCACGCAGGCUGCAGCAGACGUUGCGGCGCAGCGUCUGAAAGCGUUGGAGCUCGCGUCGACGACGGGGGAUUGGAACAAGGCCCAGUACCUGGAGCUGGUCCCCCAGGAGGGCACCAACCUCGUGAGCAAGAGCGAGGAGUACCUGACCACGAAGGAGGUGGAGCUCCACCAGCGCCUGCACGGCCGGGGCAAAGGCGGCUCCUACGAGAACGACUGGAGCAACUACGCCAGCAGCAGCAGCAAGGGCGGCAAGGACAAGGACAAGGACAAGGGCAAGGGCAAGGACAAGAGCAAGAAGGACAAGGGGGGCAGGGGCAAGGCUUCCUGGAGGCGCUGGCUCGACGAGGCAGGCGGGCACGCGGCGAACACCUACGAGGCGCUCCACGUCUUCGCCGUCGGGGCGGGAUUCUCGCCGGGUCGCUUCGGUGAGUUCUCACGGGCCAUGGGGGCAGCUCGGUCCGGCUGCGACCGCGGAGAGGGCAACUCCACCGCCCGCGCUUCGGGCGCUCCGCCCACGGCUUCACUUCGCGAGCUGCUUCCUGUGUGCCCGGCCCUCGCAGCGAAGUACUUCGCCGAGCUCGCCCGCGUCGGCGCCGGUGCGACAGCGCCCAGCGGCCGCCCGACGGAGCCCGACGGCGCCCGACGUCCUUCCGACGACGCCGCCGCCGUUACGACAGCGCCCGUGGACCGCCCGACGGCGCCCGGCGGCGCCUGCGCGUGGCCGGCGAUCACCCCCAAGUCUCGGGUCCACGCUUCCGACGCUGAGUGGUACUCCCUGGUCAAAGCUGGCCACGCCAAGGGGCUCUUCGAGCAGGUGGCGGAGGAGGACCUCUUCCGGGAUGCGGCCGGCGUCCCAGUCCUCAACGGGGCUAUGGGGGUCGACAAGCUGAAGGAGGUGAACGGGGCGGUCGUCACGCUCCUUCGGUUCAUCUGCGUGUUCUGCCCGGCGAACGCCUUCUUUCGGCCUCUUCGGGGGGAUGCCGCUCUGCCCCCUUACCUCGGACAGCUGGGCCUGGUGCUUUUGGACGACGACGAGGUGCUCACGUUGGACUCCGAGGACAUGCAGAGCUGCUUCAACUUGUUCCGGAUGCCUGCCGCGUGGGCUGGGUACUUCGCCUUCGAGAAGAAGGUGCCCGCUUCGGCCUUCGGCGGGGACCCGGGCGAGAUGGUUUACGUCGCCAUGCGAGCCGUCCCUAUGGGGUGGCUCGGCGCAGUCGACCUCAUGCGAUGCAUGGCUCGCCGGUUCGUCUUCGACCUGUGCGGGGUUUCUCCGUCUACGGAGCUGCUCAAGAACGAGCCUUUGCCCGAGGGCGACAUCAGCAUCGUCUGCAUGGACGGAUUCGACUUCCUUCGGCGGGUGCGCGUGGUCCGGGACAACAUCCAGAGCCUCGAUUUUGAGGGUUCGGCGGAGCACGAACGUUUCGUCCAGGCAUGCUCGGCUCUUGGGCUACCAUUGAACGCGGGGAAGAGUUUGAUUAGGGGGCUCGCCGGGCAGAUCAUCGGGGGCGAGCUCGAUGGCAUCGAGGGCACGUUGGCGGUCGAGCGUUCCAAGGGCCACGUUCUUAUCGGGAAGGCGCUCGCUCUGUCGUGUCUUUCUGCCUGGCCUGCCGCCGCGGCCCAGCACUGGGUCGGAGGCUACUGCUUCGCAGCGAACUUCCGGCGCCCAGCCUACGCGGUCCUCCAGGAGCUCUUCACUUUCGUGGUCUCCGCCGAGCUCGCGCCGGGCGGCGUCCUCGAGCCGGAGCCGCAGGUCGUCGACGAGAUCAUUGUCGCCUCGGCUUUGCUCCCGCUUUGCUUCACCGACCUGCGAGCAUCGAUCCGGAACGUCGUCAGCUCGAGCGACGCUUCGGAAAGAGGCGGGGGGGCUUCUGAGGCCCGCUCGCUGAUCCCUGCCCUGGACCCCGGCGCGGCCGAGGCACGCGGAGACAGGGCGGCGAAUCUCAAUGAGCAGCUCGGCAUGGGCAUCGAGGACCAGAGGAAGGAGGACGGCGAGGAGAAACGCUACGACGACGAGACGCCUACGAGGUGCAGUGCAUGCGGUCGGGCACCGAGGGCACGCAUGUUUCCUUGUCCUGCUCGGUGCAGCGCUUCCCUGUGUUCUGAGGGCUGCCUCAGACAGCACUUCGACGAGGAGACCGGGUGCCAGAAGUGCAUGUUCACGAUGCCGUACGCGGCCCUGUUCGGGUUCGAGACGGACGCCGCCGUGCCGACCGCCAUCCGCGCGAAGGGGAUCGGCACGCCCUUCCGGAUCUUGCACAACAGCGUGGAGUUGGACGCGCUCCUCGGCAAGGGAUUUUGCAUGUGCCUUCCUGAGGGCCAGGGCGCGUUCGCAGAAGACUUCCCCUUGAAGCUGGCUGACCUCCUGGCCGGAUGGGCCGCUGAGGGUGCCAUUGCUGCUCAGGGCGCCACGCUCCUUGCAGCGCCCUCAGAACAGCCUUUGUGGCUGGCACGGGCCUUUGGCGAGGCCACUGCCCGGUUGCGUGGCCCGGAGGUGCAGCCCGAGGUAAUCGAUAAUAUCUUGAAGGUGAUGUCUACCAUGCGCCGAGGCUUCGAGGAGGACCACUUGAAGGCGAUGCUCCGGCAAGCCGACUACAGAGGGUCGGACGUGAGGCUCUCCACUCAGGCUCUCCUCGACGGCUGCAGGCAGGACGUGCCCUACCCGGCAUUUUGUUGGGAGUGGGCGACGGUGCAAAGCUACAGCUGGAAGCAUCAUCAGCACAUCAACGCACUAGAGUUCGCAGCGUUCUUGAACUACGUGCGGGCGCAGGCUGGGAGCAAAGACUUCCACAAGCGGCCGUGGCCGCGAUCUCUGGACGAGUUGGACGAGGAAGUCGGGGAAUACAUCAACCACCUCUAUUUGGACGACCUGCCACAGUAUUGGGCCAGCGACCUGGUCAGCGCAUUCAAGCGCCACUACCCGAAAUGCCGGCGGCACUUGGGAACAGCUGAGGUUUACCUCAAAAACUGGGCCCGGGUUACGGCCAGACGCCGGGCAAUCCCAGCUACUCGCGACCUCGUCCUCAGCAUGGCUGCGGCGGCGCUCAUCGAGGGCAAGGUCUGGCUGGCGUUCUGCAUCCUCCUCUCCUUCGUUGGCCUGCUUCGCGUCGGCGAGGUCGUUGGUGCCACCUCCCGGCAGUUCCGCCUCUAUGGCGGCGGCUCGCUCCUCACGCUUGCACUACCAGACAGCAAAGGCGCGAAACGGAGCGGGGCGUCUGAGCAGGUCACGUUUUACGACCCCCUGGUUCUCAAACUUGCGGGCGCGAUCCUCCAGGACACCGGGCACGACGAGAAAAUCAUGGAUCUGGGCUACGCCGGCUUCGCGGCAGAGAUCGCCAGGCUGGGCCGGAUGUUUGGGAUGAGCUCACUUCGUUUCACGCCGUACUGCUUGAGGCGAGGCGGCGCCACCUGGCACUUUACCCGGUUCACGAGCUACGACGCGACGCAGCACCUCGGCCGGUGGACGCAGGCCAAGACUGCCAGGCAGUACAUCGACCAAGCGACGGCGGAGGCGACGGAGAUGAGAUUACCGGAUUGGGGCCUCAAGCGCAUCAGCCUCGCGGUGAAGUGCAUCGGCCAGCUGGUGGACGAG